This is a messenger RNA of Cololabis saira (Pacific saury), 5486 nucleotides long. RefSeq names its product leucine zipper, putative tumor suppressor family member 3b (gene lzts3b). Gene Ontology annotation, biological process: regulation of dendritic spine morphogenesis. The record is from RefSeq and is a predicted model, not a curated record. The transcript has 8 exons. Gene Ontology annotation, cellular component: dendritic spine. Bases 309 to 3539 code for a protein of 1076 amino acids. NCBI's taxonomy places the organism in Eukaryota, Metazoa, Chordata, Actinopteri, Beloniformes, Belonidae.
UCCGACGCUGCUGACAGCAUCGAAGACAGCAUCCCUCAUAGAAAACGGGCCACGGAAGCAGAACAAUUCAAAGCCCCGGGCCGAGCAGGACCGAAAAAAAAACUGUUAACAGGGGGCUGCCAUCUUACAGACCGCCAAGAUGCAAAAUAGUGAGUAGCCUUUGAUGAUGGAGCGCCAGGAUACUACCAUCGUGUGUGUGCCCCCACUACCUGCAUUAGGUUGUGAUGACCCACACUACUGCCAAAUGUAUCUGUGACCCUCCCAAAUCCUGACUCCUAACCUCUAAUCCCUGACCUUUGACCUCCACUAUGGGCAGUGUUGGCAGUGGGGUGGCAGGAGAGCAGGAGUUUGCCAUGAAGUCCGUGGGCACGAGGACCACCCUGCCCCGAGCUCCUCCUCUCUCUCGCCGUUGCCCUGCCGACCGCAGCUGCAGCGCAGAGCGCCUGCCACGCCCUCCGGCGACUAUAUCAGAUGGGACGGCGUCUAGCGAUGAGCGAGGGAGUGUUAGUAUCGGGACUGGGACCUGCACCGGGACAGACCGGCCCACGGAGACGGCCUCCUCCACCCACACCGAGUGUACCAUGACCGCGCCCUCCAACAACAACCAGUUGGAUUGUGGCAACAUGGCUGGCAGGAGGGAGUGGGAAAGGCAACGUGAGAGGGGGAGAGACCGGGACCGGGACCGAGACUGGGACCGGGAAAGGUUAGAGAGGGAGCGCGAGAGAGAGAGGAACCGGGAGAGGGAGAGGGAACGAGUGGAGAGGGAGAGGCUGGAGCGGGAGAGGGAGCGGGAGAGGGAGAGGGCCAGGGAGAGAGAAAGAGAGAGAAUAGAGAGGGAGAAGAUAGAAAGAGAGCGGGAACGAGAGAGGGAGAGAGAGCGGGAGCGUGAGAGGGAGAGGCUGGAGAAUGAGAGGAUGGAGCGAGAGAGAGACAGGGAGAUGCAGGCGGCAGGUUUAGACGUUUGUGGAAACCUUGUAGGUCGAGGGGCAAGCGAGAAGAACAGCAUCGGCAUGAACCACCACCACGGCAGAGAGAUGGCCACCGCCAGAAACAGCAGCGAGAACAAUCCGGGCAGCCAUAACCCCCCGAACCACAACCCACCCAAGAUCAUGCCCGUAUCAGGAAAACUGGAGCAGGCAAUGCAGAGCAACUCUGGCCUCGUUCGUCCCUCCGCUUUCAAGCCGGUGGUUCCCAAGAGCUUCCACUCCAUGCAGAACCUGGUGGGCCAGGUGGGAGGGGCUGGGAGUGAGGGAAAGACUGACGCUAGGGGUGAAGGGUACGCUGACAGCAGAUUAGGCAGGAGAGGCAGAGAUGGAGGAGGAGGAGGAGAGACGGGGGAAGUACCAGAGGCCCUGCUCCUGGACCAGGACAGCCCAGUUAGGCUCAGCAGGAGUGAGGGAGGGGGAAACGGUAAUGAAGUGGUUCAGGGAGGGAUGUCAGAUUCAGGGAGAAACUCCCUAACCAGCCUGCCUACCUACACAGGCUCUGGGUCUGGUUGUGGCCCCCCUGCAGUGCUGGGGCCACUCAGUGCUUCCACGAGCCACAUCAACAGACUGGGCAUGGUCGGGGCCGCUGCAGCCCUGGAGAAGAUGGACAAGCCCGGGUACCAGAACGGACUCAGCGCCUCAGACAGCGGCCGGUCGUCCUCAGGGAAGAGCUCCUCAUCUUAUCAGAGGCUGAGCCACCUGAGUGAUGCUCCAGCACCUCUGCGGCCCUCCCCCUCCUCCGACGACAUCAUCCAGGACCUCGAGGACCGCCUGUGGGAGAAGGAGCAAGAGGUGCAGCAUAUGCGCAGAAACUUAGACCAAAGUGAGGCAGCAAUCAUCCAGGUGUUUGAGGAGAAGCAGCGCGUUUGGGAGCGACAGAUGGACGAGCUGAGACAGAACUACGCUUCUCGCCUGCAGCAGGUUACUCGGCGGGCUCAGCGCUCCCAAACAGCCUUGCAGGCCCAGAUAACCCGCCUGUCCCAGGACAAGAGGAGGCUCCAGGAGGAGAUGGCAGCUCUGCUGGCGCAGAGGGAGGAGUUGGAGAGAAAGUGUCUGGAUUACAGGAAGGAGCAGGCUGACAUCCUGCCUCGUCUGGAGGAGACCAAGUGGGAGGUGUGUCAGAAAGCAGGUGAGAUCUCCCUGCUGAAGCAGCAGCUGAGGGAGAGCCAGGCUGAAGUGACCCAGCGAGCUGGAGAGAUGGUGGCCCUCCGAGGCCAGCUGAAGGAGCUCAACGCCCAGCUGAGGGAGCGGGAGGAAGUCAUGCUGGGCCUGAAGGAUUCCUACAGCUCCAAGAGCGUGGAACUGGAGAAGUGUGAGGUAGAGCUGAGGAGGACUCUGUCCGAGGUGUCGAUCCUGAGGGAGAAACUGGGUGUAUUUGAGGCAGAGGUGCUGAGUUUAAAGCGUGCUCUGAAUGAAGCGGCCAGAGGGGCAGAAGUUGUUGUAAGCCCUAACCUAGCUGCUGCGGGGCUGUUGCCACCAUGGGGAGGAGUGCAUUGCCCCCGAAACCCAAAUGAACCUUCAACAAACUCCCUCACUCCCACAUCUGACACUCUCCUGAGUCUUCAGAGCGAUGAAGCCAAAGCCCAAAGGCAGGAAGCUCAAAGACAGGAGAGGCAGCAGCGCGAGGAGGCCCAGUGGCGCGAUGUGCAGCACAGGCAAGAUGCCCACAUGCAGCAGGACAUCCAAAUGCGUCAGGACUCGCAGCUUCGACCGGAGGCCCAGUUUCGUCAGGAGGCUCACCUCCGCCACGAGGCCCAGAUACGUCAAGAAGCACAGCUGCGUCAAGAAGCGCAGCUCCGUCAGGAGGCCCAGCUCCGCCACGAGGCUCAAAUGCGUCAAGAGGCGCAGAUACGUCACGAAAACCAACUCUGCCAGGACGUACAAUUGCGUCAGGAAGGCCAUCAGCCGCAGCGAACACCAGAGGGUCACUGGGAUGAAGCGGGAGAGCUGCGCAGGCAGCUCGAGCAGCUGCAGGCCACGUUACGCCUAGAGCGGCAGCAACGAGAGCGUCAGGCCCUCAACUUUGACCAGGAACGACACACCUGGCAAGACGAGAAGGAACGGGUUUUGAAAUAUCAGGCACAACUGCAGCUUAGCUACGUGGAAACACUGCAGAAGAACCAAGCUCUGGAAAAACGCAUGAGCCAGCUGGGAGCCAAACAAACUACAGCCUGCACCACGACCACUAUUACCAAUACCACCACGUCCCCCACCUCCUCAAAUUCUCCACCGCUGCCAUUGGCCCUGUCAUCUCUGUCUCCUCAGCUUCCUCCUUCGCUUUCUGGUCCUCCCUCCCUCUCUGGUCCUCCCUCCCUCUCUGGUCCUCCCUCCCUCUCUGGUCCUCCUUCCCUCUCUGGUCCUCCUUCUCUCUCGGGACCUCCUUCUCUCUCUGUAUCAUCCUCCCUCUCUGGCCCUCCUUCUCUCUCUGGCCCCAUUGCCCUCACCCUCUCCCCACCCUGUGAAGACCAAAAGGGUCCUCCUUCCCUCCACCAGCUGGCCCCGCCCUGGGCCGGACCCUCACGCUUGGAGAGGAUAGAGUCAACAGAGAUAUAGCGCCCCAUUAAAACAAAUGUUCCAUUUCUGUCCACUAAUAGUGGCAAGGCCUCUCAAACACCACUUCAUCAUCCAGCAGGAAAAGACACAGAACAUGAUAAAAAUAAAUCAGUCUAGUUGCAAAGCAACUAUAAAUACCAAACAGCCACAAAUGCCGAGCGCUAAAUGCAACAUUAUUAAUAAAAAGCAGGAAGCUGAACAACUCAUUCUAUCACAAAUUUUUCAACCUCUUAAAAAAAAACCUUUCCGUCACCAGUCGCACACCACAAAUUCUUACAUCGUCAGUGUUUUUGAAAAGUGUACCACACUGAUGGGCAAGCAGAAAAAUGAAAUAUUAAAUGACAAUGUUAAAAUGACCACACAUAUACAUGUGUCAUUUGAUGCCCAUCCUAGAAAAGGACCAAGACAAUCAGGGAUAUUGUCAAAAAAGAUCAAAAAAAUAUAAAGUGGUAUUUAUUCAUUGUAAGUCUGUGUCACUGGUUAUGUAAAAGUAGAAUUAGUGAUCAGAGAUGUGAUGUUACCUUCCAUUUUUGGCCAGAGAGCGCCUUACUUCAUUCUUAUUCCCUGCAUGAAUAAGUGAGAAACUGAUGCUGGGAAUAGAUUAAAAAAAAUAUAUAUAUGAAGUGUCAGUGUAAUUGUUAUUUUCAGUGCUUUAAUUAUAAAAUCAGCAAAACAGUUACACAACAAAGCAACUAUAUAGCUCGGCUAAAUCUUUUAAAUACCAGCAAAUGUUGACCUCAAAGGGCACACACACUGAUUCUCAAUUCAGUUUUCAAGGCAUUUCAUGCACAGGGGUCCAACAUACACGACCCAUUUAAACAUGUUAUCAAGAACAACAGAGUUUAUAUUUUCUACAAAUUGAAUUUAAAUAAGUAUCUUGAACAGAUAAUCAGCCCCAACUGGACAUAGGUUACAUUUUUGGGAGUAAGAGGACCUGGUAUACACUUUUCACUUCAGAUUCUCCGCAGUGACUAAAAAAAAUGAACACUAGGGGUCAUUGGAGCUCUUAUAAAGAGCAACUACUUCUCCUCUUUGCUGCGAAGAGAACAUGAAUGGAUGCACACAAUUUGAAUUUAAUUAUAAUGAUAAUUGUGUCUUGUGCAUUGACCGCUAUCAAACUGGAGAGCUCAGUCAGUAUCCCCGAAGUGAAAAAUUUUAUAGAAUGUAUGAUAUACUAGAAGAAAAGAAAUACUUAUAAUAGUUAUAGAUUGUAAAUGUAUGUAUGUGCGGGUGAGAGAGCGUGCAAGAGUGUAUGCAUGUGUCUAUACAUAUGAAAAGCUUCAGCUUAAGAGAUUGAGGAUGGAGGGACCAGUGGCAAUACAAGUGGAGAUAUAUUAAGAGAAAAGUACAGUAAAAUGUACGUCAAAGCUUGUCAGACUGAAAUUUUAAACAGUGGGUGUGUGUAUAUCCUGGAAGACUCUGGCUUUCUUCUGUACAGUUCAUUGAGACAAAGCAGCCGAGAAGGAAGUUUAAAAAGAAAUCUGAAAUGUGGGGAGUCUGCCUCCUUAAAGAAGCGCAUUCAGGCUAACUGCACUAUGUAGUGUCCUACUCAAGUUAUGAUUUACAGUAGACUCUGAUGUGAAUAUCAUGGCUUUUAUAUGUGUUGUUUACGCCAGCAUUAAAAAAAAUGUUGCUCAAGAAUAUUAACUUAUCUCUAAGGUAUUACAUAGUAUUAUCUUUAUUACUGUUAUUAUAUUAUGAUGAAAUGACAGAGAAAUUAUGUGCCAUUUGAGCUUUCCUUUGUGUGUUUUUUUGUUUUGUUUUGUUUGCUUUUUUUUUACUGUGUAGGUAGCCGGUUGGCUGACCGUUACGGUGCAAUCAUAGCAAUCUUGUCCAAAAAUGAUGUUCCUUUUGAUGUAGGUGAUGUAGUUACAGUAUUGCAUUGUUUAGAGAACAAAACUGAUUUUAUCCAUGUUUCAAAUUUAUUGUUUGCAUUUAUGUUACUAG